AUGACAUCGUCGAAGCCUCUUUUAAGUGAACCUGCAAAGCUCCUUUUCGAUAUUCCGUCAAUUGAAAUUGCUUCAACUCUUCGUAAACUAGAUUUACGCAUUCAUAGAAAUGCUGACAAGAGAUUGUUUCAUAUAACUAAAUUAAUUAAUCGAUUUUAUAAUCUUACCAUGAAUGAGAAUGAAGUACAAUGUCAUCUUGAUAACUGGGAUUAUCUGGCACCACGGUUCAAUGACAAUAUUAUUGGUAUGACCGACACUCAAAUUACAUGUAAAAUAAAACAGUACAUGCUCGAAUUUCCAAAUAAUCAUAUAUGUUCGUUAUUGAGUUGUUAUCUACCGGAGAAAACAAUUUGCUGCGGUAAACUUUUAUCAGCACCAAGGCCGUUUCAAGAUAUACGUAUUUUUCAUUUCAGCGAAUCAUCUUCAAGUGGUACAUUGUAUUAUAGGAAGUGUGGAGUUUGCAACAUUAAGUACUAUUAUAACUAUUAUGAAAAUGAAGAUGGAGAUAAAUUUUGUAUAAUAAACGAUGAUACCACAAUUAUUUGUUUAUUCUCGAAUAUCGCUUACGACGUGAAACUCUUGCAUCGUCUUGAUAAUGAUAUACUGUUCAAAUACUGUGGCUUUUCGAAUUAUACAAAUGCAUAUAAUAUGUAUUGUGAAGCGGCUGGAAUAGUGAACCAUAAGUUAAUGGACCGAUUUCAUGUCGAGAGAACAUGGUUUUUAUGGAGAUUAUGCAGAUUCUUUGGUAAGGAUGUCAAGACCAAAGUGCCAGUUGAAAAAGAUUUUGAUAAAGAAAUUUUAUCGUUACAAAGAGAUUGUCUUGAUCUUUUUAUCAGACGAUGGAGUUCAAAACGGCAUCAGUCAUACUGUAACGAAGACUGCUGUAAAUUGCUGGUGCUUGAUGGACAUCAAAAAGCAACCAGACGGGUUUGUGCCUACAAAAUUGGUACAAUUCCUAGCGAAGAGCUAGGAGCUAUCAAAGUUGGUUGUCCACAUUUACCGGCCUACAAGAAUACAUAUUGUUCGGAGCAUAUUGGUUUUAAACCUCCACCAGAACCAUCGAAAGAAAGAAAGUUAUACAAUCUACGAAAUCCAACGCAACAGUUAAUAUGUCGAACCUUGAAAUCUGAUAAUCCAAAUAUUCCAUCGCACAGAAGUGCUGGUAUCGUAGCAGCGGUUUACAAUUGUGGUUACAUCUGUGCUGUCGAUGAACUGUAUGGUUCGGAAUCCCUUAGUCAAGUUUAUAAUUUUCUGGUGAAUAUCGUUAAAAAAUUUGAAGUGUUGCCAACCGUUAUCGCGUACGAUGAUGCAUGUAAUUUGGUUAGAUUUAUUCGUAACUCUACGAACAGGAAGCAAAUGUGCCAGGAUCCACCCUAUCCUAGUUAG
Didymodactylos carnosus is the source of this 1386-nucleotide messenger RNA. NCBI's taxonomy places the organism in Eukaryota, Metazoa, Rotifera, Eurotatoria, Philodinida, Philodinidae. The record is from the annotation of a GenBank genome assembly.